CACUGACGUCAAUGCAGGACUAGGUUGCGCCAUUUUGAAAGUAGAAGCAGGGAGAGAGAAAUUUUGCAAGCAAGCAGCCAGCUAAACAAGAAGCUUUGCAAGGUGUUCCACGGGAGCGUUGCUGAUUGUCAAAGCACUGCUAAGCAAGAUAAGUGACAUGAGAAGUUGAAGAAUAGUAGGGGGGGGGGAAGCAACACACUCUAUAGCUUUACGAAUCACCUGCACUCAUCGUGAAUCUGCUUGUACACACCCUAGCACGGUAAACUGGAAAGAUAAGCAAGGGCCCCAACCAAGGCAAGCCCUCCUCGACAGAGAUUCCCUCUCCACCAUGGCAGGAGCUGGCGGAGGCAAUGAUGUGCAGUGGUGUUUUUCUCAAGUCAAAGGAGCGAUUGAUGACGAUGUGGCUGAAGCUGACAUCAUAUCCACUGUGGAAUUCAAUCACUCUGGGGAGCUACUAGCCACUGGGGACAAGGGGGGCCGAGUUGUGAUCUUCCAGCAGGAGCUAGAGAGCAAGAACCAGCCACAGUGCCGUGGGGAGUACAAUGUUUACAGCACCUUCCAGAGCCACGAGCCUGAGUUUGACUACCUGAAGAGCCUUGAGAUCGAGGAGAAGAUCAACAAGAUCCGGUGGCUGCCUCAGAAGAACGCUGCACAGUUCCUCUUGUCCACAAAUGAUAAAACUAUAAAGCUGUGGAAAAUCAGUGAACGGGACAAGCGACCAGAGGGGUACAACCUCAAGGAAGAGGAUGGGCGCUACAGAGACCCCACUACUGUCACAACACUACGGGUCCCAGUGUUUCAGCCGAUGGACCUGAUGGUUGAGGCCAGCCCCAGGCGAGUGUUUGCUAAUGCACACACCUAUCACAUCAACUCCAUCUCAGUCAACAGUGACUGUGAGACCUACUUGUCUGCCGAUGACCUUCGCAUCAACCUCUGGAACCUAGAGAUCACUGACCGCAGCUUUAACAUUGUGGACAUCAAGCCAGCCAACAUGGAGGAGCUGACAGAGGUGAUUACAGCAGCAGAGUUCCAUCCAAACCAGUGCAACACAUUUGUCUACAGUAGCAGCAAGGGCACCAUCCGCCUCUGUGACAUGAGAGCAUCAGCUCUCUGUGACCAGCACUCCAAACUGUUUGAAGAGCCUGAAGAUCCAAGCAAUCGUUCAUUCUUCUCUGAGAUUAUCUCCUCCAUCUCUGAUGUCAAGUUCAGCCACAGUGGGCGCUACAUGAUGACCCGGGACUACCUGUCCGUCAAAAUCUGGGACCUCAACAUGGAGUCCCGUCCAGUAGAGACUUAUCAGGUUCAUGAAUACCUCAGGAGUAAACUGUGCUCACUCUAUGAGAACGACUGCAUCUUUGAUAAGUUUGAGUGCUGCUGGAAUGGAAACGACAGUGUUGUGAUGACGGGCUCAUACAACAACUUCUUCAGGAUGUUUGACCGAGGCUACCGGCAGGAUGUGACCCUGGAGGCGUCUCGGGAGAGCAGUAAGCCUCGUUCUGUGCUCAAGCCCCGCAAGGUGUGCACAGGUGGGAAGCGCAAGAAGGACGAGAUCAGUGUAGACAGCCUGGACUUUAACAAGAAGAUCCUCCACACGGCCUGGCACCCUCAGGACAACAUCAUCGCAGUGGCCACCACUAACAACCUCUAUAUAUUUCAGGACAAACUGUAACAAAUAUUCAAUGAACCCUUCAUAUCCCAGAUCCCACUUUAGCCUCACUACUCUGGUCCUCAACAUCUCGACUGGAGAAGUGCAGCAAAAAACCUCUGUUUUGAUGGCUUUCUUAGUCUUAUUUCCUGUUCAGGGGGCUCCAACAGUACCACACUUCUUCUGCCACAUUGCAACUGUUGUCCACUACAUCCCAAAGGGAACACUUUUAUAACACUAGUCUUUGAGAUAUUGUUUAUUUUGUUAAUUUACUAUGUUGCUCAUUUAACGGUUUUGGUGCCACAAGCAUUUUUUUUUAUAUAUACAAGCAUUUUUUUCUUUUGAUUGGAAGUUGUUCUCUCCCACCCCUCCAUCGUUGACACAGAUCACAACAUUGCUAUUCUUCACUGACCAAAUUGGCAAGCUGACAGCUCUCAAUUUUUGUCCCAGGCCAUUUGUCAAAUUUCCAAGUUUGCUCACCCUCCUCUUUCACAUACAGUACACACUUAUUCUACAAAUGGAUGUAGACACGCAUACACACACAAUAGCUCAACUCAGUUGGUGGGCUGGGUUGGGGUCUGGGGGUAAUUUCGAGACGACUAUGUAAAAUAUACAGUUAGCCAGUCUGAGACUACAGACAAGGGUUAACCGUCUGGUAAGCACAGUGCCCUUCUCCAGAGGUAGCCUACAGUAUGAAGCCAUUGCUUUUCCAAGUAAACGGUAGUGGGCAGAGGCAUUGCAGCCUAAUCUCCUUCUUGCACUUAGAGUGCCACCAUGUACAGCUCAGCACAGAGGCUCUAGUGCAGUAAUUGCAGGAGAAAGACAGGCCUGCCUUGGCUGACCUGCAUGACUUGUCCGUUUUUAAAUGUGAGCGGCAUCCAUUUAUACCUCUGCUGCUCAGUUCCAUGCAUGCGUCUUGACUUAUGCUUAUGUUUCUUGUGAAUUUUUAAGUUUUCCCUCUGGAUCAAGUUUUUUGUUUGUUUUUUAAUGAUGUUUUGUACUUCAGAUAAAGAAUAAUCACUAUAAUUAGUUUAUUUUUGUAUGAAUUAAGAAGACAGAAAUAUUGAUUGAUAUCCUUUAAUCCCCUCGCACUACUUGGUUUAGUCUGAUCACUGUUGUCUAUUAAGCUGUAGGUUUUGGACUGAUCUAUGGACUGAAGGAUUACUUGGGCUGGUGAUAGUUAAUGUGACUUAUUAUAUGAGCAUUGUGUUAAAUUCACGUGGGCUGCGGGUUUAAAGAUGGAGUGCAUAUUAAUGUGCCAUUAAGAAAGGCUUUAUGCAUGUUGGAUGUCCAAAUAAGUAUUUUCAGGUAUGUGUCACUGGAAUCAUAAUGGUCAUUCGUUUUUUUGUUUUUGGGUUACUGUAACUGAUAUUGACUGGAAUGGAUUCGGGUGCUUCUGAGUUUAUUAAGCUAGUUCAUUUGCGCUAAUUGUUUUAACUCCGGUGUAGAUCUGUGUGCAUCCGUUUUUUUGCCAUGGCUGUUUUUUCAAAAAAAUUGCAAUGAGUAAAAGAUAAUUUUAUUAUUAAUAGCCCAUUGUACGUUGAGAAUGGGAAAGGCAUUAUCUGUUUGCUUCAGUUUGACUGAAGAAAUGCUCUUAACCGUGAGUUCACUGAGUAUCAGGUUUAUUGACUAGACAGGGUUACUGACUUGAAAUAUUUUAUGAAACAAUAUUUUCUCUCUUCGAUUGCGUAAGUUCUUUAUGCAGGAAACAAACUAAACUGUUUAGUGAGUCGUGUUAGUGGGUAUCAUUGGAUGGAAUUACUGGGUAAUGUCAGCUCAGGGCAUUGGAGACAGUAUUUCAAAUAAACGGCAUUUCCAGCAUUUGUACUGUA
Molecule: messenger RNA, 3477 nt
Organism: Salmo salar (Atlantic salmon)
Lineage: Eukaryota; Metazoa; Chordata; Actinopteri; Salmoniformes; Salmonidae
Product: serine/threonine-protein phosphatase 2A 55 kDa regulatory subunit B alpha isoform
Cellular component (GO): protein phosphatase type 2A complex
Molecular function (GO): protein phosphatase regulator activity; protein binding
Source: RefSeq, a predicted model, not a curated record